AUGUAUAGGCUGUUCAUGUUCUCUGAUGUCCCUGUAGGUCUGAUAGUGCUGACGGGUGCGCUGUGGGGCUGCACCAACCCGUUCAUCCGGCAGGGCACGCGCGGUCUGCGCGACGUGCGCGCCAAGACGCGGCUCGGGCAGGCCUACGCUGAGGUCGCGUUCCUUCUUGGCAAUUGGAGAGCCGGGUCGAUAGCGUACCUCUUCGCGGUGCGUUGCGCGCCGCUGUCCCUGUGUGUGCCGGCAGCGAAUGCGCUGGCGUUCGCCUUCACCGCGCUCACGGGAGCCGCCUUCGGCAAGGAGGAGCCGCUUGAUAGAGGUUCGAUGCUGGGGAUAGCACUUAUAGUAGCGGGCACGGCGCUGUGCUGUUGGGACAAAACCGAAUGA
Molecule: messenger RNA, 384 nt
Organism: Pectinophora gossypiella (pink bollworm)
Lineage: Eukaryota; Metazoa; Arthropoda; Insecta; Lepidoptera; Gelechiidae
Product: transmembrane protein 234 homolog
Exons: 3
Coding region: 1-384 (127 amino acids)
Source: RefSeq, a predicted model, not a curated record